This is a messenger RNA of Bipolaris zeicola 26-R-13, 1599 nucleotides long. RefSeq lists its product as uncharacterized. Gene Ontology annotation, biological process: spermidine biosynthetic process; spermine biosynthetic process. Gene Ontology annotation, cellular component: cytosol. NCBI's taxonomy places the organism in Eukaryota, Fungi, Ascomycota, Dothideomycetes, Pleosporales, Pleosporaceae. The record is from RefSeq and is a predicted model, not a curated record. Gene Ontology annotation, molecular function: adenosylmethionine decarboxylase activity. The coding region runs from base 1 to 1599 and encodes 532 amino acids. The transcript has a single exon.
AUGGUCGCUACCGAGAUCCCGCAGCACUACACUGCCUCGCCUUCGUCGCACAUUGGCACCCCUCACUUGACCAUCAACAAGGAGGCUACCAUCGACCUCGAUUCUACAAACUCGUUUGAAGGUCCGGAGAAGCUUUUGGAAGUAUGGUUCAGCCCCUCUGCUACUGAGCUCCCUGGACAGGCCGGCCCUCUCGGCUUGAAGAAGGUGUCAGCCGAAGUAUGGAAGGACAUGCUCGAUCUGGUCAACUGCAAGGUUCUCUCCGUUAUUGAGUCUGAGCAUGUCGAUGCCUAUCUUCUAUCUGAGUCGAGCAUGUUUGUCUUCCCCCACAAGGUCGUACUCAAGACCUGUGGCACUACUACUCUGCUCUGGGGCUUGACCCGCAUGCUGGAAAUCGCUGCCAAUGCUGGCUUUCCCUAUGUCGCCCCCAAGGCAUCGGGCGUCGCUCCAGCUGCCACACCAUACCGCGUUUUCUACAGUAGGAAGAACUUCCUCUACCCCGACCAGCAGCGCGGCCCCCACCGCAGCUGGCGCGACGAAGUCCGCUACCUUGAUGACCGCUUCAAGGGCGGCAGCGCCUACAUGAUUGGCAAGAUGAACGGCGAGCACUGGUAUCUCUACAUCACAGGUCCCGACACCAGCCUCACUCCUCCUCCCAGCCCAGGUGAGGAGAGGUCGGAGCCAGAUACCGAGACCAAAUUUGUAAGCCACCCUCAGCGUCUCUUGCGCGAGCAGGCCACCGAUGAGGAGGAGGAUGAGACUCUGGAGGUUCUGAUGACCGACCUCGACGAGAAGAACGCCCGUCAGUUCUAUCUAGAGGACGCAAGUGCGGUUGCGGAAGGUCGCUACCUCCAGAGAGUCCGUGAGGCUCGCAAAAACGCUAUCCAAUCCCUGGGUACCAUUUCGGAAGAGAAUGGCCACACCGAGAGUCUGGGUGGCUCUACUGUCCUCAACUCAGCUGCCAACACCCACACCUCAGAUGACAGCUUCGACGUCUUCGAGCAGACAUCUUCUGACCACUCUGGCUUUAGCUCUGACGAGGAGCUUACUUUCCCUGAGGAGCUGACCACCGAAGGUCACACACUUGGUACGGUCGUUUCCGAACACUGCGGUCUAGCCGACGUCUACCCUACCACCAAGUAUCCCGAUGCUCGUAUUGAUGCUUAUCUGUUCACGCCAUGCGGCUUCUCUGCUAAUGGUGUCGUCCCUGCUCCUGGCGGUGCUCCCAAUGGUUCCAAGAAGGGCUCUGACGCUACGCACUACUUUACUGUGCACGUCACUCCUGAGCCCCAAUGCUCUUACGCUUCCUUUGAGACCAACGUGCCUGCUCGCCAGAGUGGUCGCGAGACUGCCGACAUUGUUGAGCAUGUUGUCGGUAUCUUCAAGCCUGGCAGGUUCAGCGUUACUCUCUUCGAGGCCAAGCCCACCGCUGAUGAGCUUCCCUUGAAGAACGCCGACAAGGGCAAGAGAAUGGAGGUGAUCCCCGGCUACCGUCGUGUUGAUCGUAUCGUCCAUGACUUGGAUGGAUACGAUCUUGUCUUCCGUUACUACGAGAGGGAUGAUUGGAAGGGCGGCAAGCCCAGGCUCGGAGAAGAGUUUUAA